UCUCUCUCUCUCUCUCUCUCUCUCCUCUUCUUCUGCGCCGCACCACCUUUAGCAGAAGCGAAUCGAUUUGUGAAGUGUCAUCUUUCUAGGGCUUCAUUUUACUUUGGUGGAUUGCGGUUGGUGUUUAGUCUCAACUGAUUGAGAUCGAGAACGAGAUCGAGAUCGAGAGAAGCAUGGAGGAAAACGCAAAGAGGAACAGGGUCGAUCUUGACAGACUCCCGAUCAAGCGAUUGGACGCCAUUGAUGAAGCCGGGAACGAGCAAUUCCCUCCAGAUGUCAGUCAUGAAGAGAAGCGUCUUGGUAUGAUUCGGCGGAUCGAUUUCUCUAACGUGGUGGCGGAGAAUACGGACACGAGGAAGAAACAGAAGAAAAGCCCCAAGGAAGCCGCUCCCGCACCUCAACAGGCCUGGCCUUGGCAGAGUUUGGUGGAAAAUUUGCAGCUUGCCCAUCAGGAGUUAUCUAUCAUCAUCGAUCUGAUCAAUACGGUUGAAGCAAAUGAUGCAGUAGCAGUGGCUGGAAUGCAAAGACCAAAGCAGUUGCCCAAUGAAAUCCUCUCGGAUCUUGCAGUAUCUGCAGCGACCAAGCUUCAACGUCUUCGGAAUCUUGGUAGAUACUUCAAGCAAUCUUCAAAAGCAAUGGAACAAAAAGUCUCAAAAGAGGCUAGAUUCUAUGGCUCACUGAUCAGAUUGCAGCAACACUGGAAAGUAAAACGACAACGUCUGUUAGCAGCAGGCCCAGGAAGUGAGGGGUUCACAUUUGAUAUGCUAGAUAAUCCAGCAGACACAACCAUGAUAUCUCGUCCAUCACCCAUUGGUGUGGUUCGUGUUCUUCAUGAGACUGCAGGCCUUUUGGCCAUACAAAGACCUCAAAGAUCAUGCCGCUUCAUAUCCAUUAGAUAUCUUGGGACCAAUUUUAGUUCCAAACACAAAGGACUCCCUACAGGGAAUAUAUAUGGCUCAGAUGAGAGUCCUCAAGCAGACAAGAAGGAAGCUUUAACUGAUGAAGAUGUCAAUUCCUGGGUCAAAGAUACACAUUCAGCUCUUCGUGAGAUUCAUCAAUCAAUAUUUUUAGAGCAGGUUUUUGAUCGGGUGAAUCGUGAAAGUUACGGCCCGUCUCCAGGAAUUAAUGUCACUGGGAUGCGAGAAGACUUUUUACAGUUAGCAAUUGAUCAAGAUACUUCAAUAUGUUUAUGCCUUGUGUCCUCUAAGAACGAAGAUGAUAUUCAGAUGAUUGACUCCAGGAGACAUCCUCAAAAUGGGGAAAAUGGGCUCACACGUCCUGACUCAUCAGCAUCAGCAAAUACUAAUGAGGACAAUAAUCCUCUCAAGAUGAAUAAAUUUGGAGUUCCUAAUCCUGUCAGUUUAGAGAUAUAUUUGCUCCAUGUUUUCCAUAAAAAUUUCCAGGUGAAAGUAAAGGAGAGACAUUUUGCCACAAGAGCACCAGUUCCUGGUCAGGCUCCUGCUGAUUCUUGUGGUCUCAGUCAUUUCUGUAAGACAGUAGCCCAUAGAAUUUUUUCCAACAAAGUGCUGGCAGAAAUUGAAUGUCUCGUCAGCCGAAUUCCAUAUCUUCAGUUGUUAUCUCACCCUACUUGGCAUUCCAGAUCAUCGUCAUGGUCCCUUUCCUUGAAAUUUCCCGACUCAAUUUUUCAUGCUGGUUGCCUCUCCAAGCAUCCAAACAUCUAUGAUGUGAAGCAUUUAACCAGGUCACAGUUCCAUACCAAGAUAGUGGUCAAGGAUGACCAAGUUACUGUGAGUGGAGAAGGUGCACCUGGUAUCCUUAGUUCAUUUAGAGGAAUUUCUGCUGAUGUUUUCUCAGUCAGUUGUUAUGGUUGUGACUUGGAUGACCUCCCACUGGUUCUUCUUCAGCAGAUCGCAGGCCAGAUCAUCCAUUGGCUUCACGAGGAAGCUUUGGUAGUUGGGAUGAAGGUAAGUAGAGACUUCCUAUGCCUGUAUUUUGAUGUGGACCAAGGUGACAUGCUUGGCCUCGUGGCACAUGUGGACCCUAAUGAUGUUGAUGGCUGCAUAUCGUGGUGGUUGAUAAUGGAGGAUGGAUUGACGGAGGAUGGGAAGUUUUCUAGAGAAAAGGGGGAGUACGAAAACCGAAGAUUUCUCGGUCAUUUGUCUCUUGAAGCAUUGUAUUCUCUGUUGAUGGAUCUAGUGAACCUGUGUAGUAGUACUACCGGAAGCCAUUAAUAGUUUAGGGAUGGAUGAUUUCUUCUAAGAAGUAAUUCUCAUAGUCUGUAUCAAGAUGAUCCUGUAAUACAUGGUGUUGAAAUUAGUACUAUAAUUUUCUUCUCGCAAACUAAA
Musa acuminata subsp. malaccensis (wild Malaysian banana) is the source of this 2306-nucleotide messenger RNA. RefSeq names its product mediator of RNA polymerase II transcription subunit 17. Gene Ontology annotation, molecular function: transcription coregulator activity. The record is from RefSeq and is a predicted model, not a curated record. Lineage: Eukaryota; Viridiplantae; Streptophyta; Magnoliopsida; Zingiberales; Musaceae. Gene Ontology annotation, biological process: regulation of transcription by RNA polymerase II. Gene Ontology annotation, cellular component: mediator complex; core mediator complex.